AUGGAAACAAUGGCGGUUAGCACUACCAGUAGGAGUAGCAGCAGCAGCAGCAGCAAAUGGCUGGUGAGCUUGAAAGAGCUGAAGAAAGUGAGCUUGGUAGCAGCUCCAAUGGUGGCCGUCACAGUUCUGCAAUACCUUCUUCAGGUUGUUUCGAUCAUGAUGGUCGGCCACCUUGGCCAGCUCUCCCUCUCCGCCGCAUCCAUUGCUUCUUCCUUCACCAGUGUCACCGGCUUCAGCUUGCUUGUGAUUUGGAAUGGCGGGAGGGUUGGAGACACUAUGCGGCCAAGCCUACGGAGCAGCCAGUAUCACAAGCUAGCAACCUACACUUACACCGCCAUCGUGUCCAUGACCUUGAUAUGCUUCCCCAUCUCCAUCCUCUGGCUUUUCUUGACAGACAAGCUACUCAUCCUCACAGGGCAGGACCAUUCGGUCUCGAAGCUAGCUCGCAGCUACUCGCUCUGCCUCAUCCCGAACCUCUUCUCCUACGCGAUCCUCCAGGCACUGAUCCGAUACUUCCAGGCACAAUCGCUGAUCGCUCCACUGCUCUUCAGCUCACUUGCAACACUCUGCAUCCACAUCCCUCUUUGCUGGGCUCUGGUGUUCAGAUCAGGAUUGGGAACCAUUGGAGCUGCACUGGCUGUCAGCUUGUCGUACUGGGUCUAUGUGGUCUUGCUAGGUGGUUACAUGGCUCGUUCUGCAGAAUGCGCGAGAACUCGGUGCAAGUUCGUGUUCAAGGAUGUGUUGUUAGGCACUGGGGAGUUCCUGAGGUUUGCUGCUCCUUCCGCGGUAAUGACAUGCUUUACAAUAACCUAUCUCCACUAUUUCAUUCCAUAUGGGUUCGGAGCUACUGUAAGUACUAGAGUGUCAAAUGAACUGGGAGCAGGGAACCCGAGGGCAGCGAAAAUGGCAGUCGGGGCGAUACUCGUUCUUGCGAUUAUCGAGCUGGUCGUCGUGAUCGUGCCUCUAGUCCUCUGGCGACGCUUUUUGGGGUAUGCUUUCAGCAGUGACAAAGAGAUAGUAAAGAAAGUUGCAGACAUGGUUCCUUUCAUUUGUGCCUCGGUGGUCAUGGACACCUUACAAACUGUACUUUCAGGGGUUGUGAGGGGAAUUGGAUGGCAGAACUUAGGGGCUUAUGUGAACCUUGGAGCUUACUAUCUGGUUGGAACACCGGUAGCUGUAGUGUUGGCUUUUGUUGUGCACAUAGGUGGGAAGGGAUUGUUGAUAGGACUGGCAAGUGGAUCAUUUGUGCAGGCAACAAUGUUUGCUUUCAGAAUAGCUCUCACAGAUUGGCAACAACAGGUUUUUUUCAAGUUCAAGCAUUUAACAUAGCAUCCAAAGCAAGAGAGAGAAUCUUCCAUGGGGGAGACGAUGCUUGAUCUUGAAGAUAUGUACCAAGAAAUGGGGCUCAACUUGCAGAAAUGA
Messenger RNA from Linum tenue, 1422 nucleotides. NCBI's taxonomy places the organism in Eukaryota, Viridiplantae, Streptophyta, Magnoliopsida, Malpighiales, Linaceae. The record is from the annotation of a GenBank genome assembly.